AGGCGUGUCUACUUCCUCAUGACUUGUUUCAUUUUGUGAGAAACGGAGAAAUUGGUGAAAAAUGUAAUCAGCGUUUGGGUGGACGUCGGUUUGUUACUGGGUGAGUAAUCUAGUACUGACUAUUACCUGAAGACUACGGCUAGAACGUAAUUAUGUAGUAUUUACAUUAGUACGAGCAAAAUAUGAAAAUGACGAUGCUACGACCACCUUCUGUUCCCUGAGUCUACUCUAGUGAGAGCUAGACGGUGCAGCAAGACGAGGAUUUCCACGAAUCUGUUUCGUCUGUUCAAAUCUGACGACAACACCUUAAUUCAAAUCUGGCGACGCCACCCUGUUCCACUUUUUGACGACGACAUUGCCCUUUCCCUGACGACGACAUCCUUAUUCCCGACGACGACGCCCUGUUCCACUUUUUGACGACGACUUCAAGAUGGCGACGAUUGAGGCGUUACGGAAGUCCGAACAGGCGUUCCGCGCGCUAGAUGAGUGUCCUGAGACGAAGGAAAAACUGGCGAUCUUGAUGAAGAUUGAGAAGUACGUGCUCACUGACGAUCCUUCUUACCGCUGCAUCGAAUCCGUGUUGCAGAAUUUCCUGACCUUGCGACACCAAGAGAGUAGGCCAGCGCCUUUGCGAAGAUAUCUCGCCUAUUUCCUGGAGCAAGUGGCUCUGCGCAAAAGCAAGAUGGCGUUGAGAUGUGUGCCAGCUUGCAUCACCUUGUUGGAGGAUCCGGAUAGCCUGACAAGACAAAUCGUGAUCCAAAGUGCUAGGGCCCUGCAAAGCAGAGCAUUAUUGCUGAUUGGUACUCGUAGAAAGAAGUAAAGAACUAGUAUGCCAAUUCUUCCUCCCAAUUGAUGCUUUAUCAUAGAAGCAGAGCAUUUUUGAACACUCACUCCGUGGUUUGACUUUUGGUUUUUACCUUAGAAAAGGUGUGCAGCAGUUGCAAUCACAACAUUCGUGCGAAAUAUUUUAAAGUCUGUCAUUGCCGUUUUCAUCACGCAACAAACACCACAGCCAAAGCGUCUACUGCACAAAGCAGUAAUGUGGAAGCGGCUUGUCAGGCUUUGUCGCAAUUGCAGGAAAGGAUAUGGCAUAUUCUGCAGUAUAACGUAGAAAACGCUAAUAAUGAGGAGUCAACGCGGAUCCAGAAUACGCCGUUUCACCAAGCCUGUCUCUUCGUUGCCCACCAGAUCAUUAUCACGACAAGCAGGUACUACGGAGUGAGAUGGCUUGAGUACGUGCUGUUACUAGCUCGUCUAUAGAAGUCGAUGUCGAAUAGUCUUUAAUACACUCUGAGAAAUGAUGAUGAUCAUUGUCGCAUCCUUUCACCUCUGUCUACUACAUUUCAUCUCUCAAGUACAUUUCUAAACACCCCUCAGUGCCGUAUUCGUCCGUCCAUCGAUCGCAGUAGAGCAACGGGGUGUUGCGAGUAUCGAGGACAUCGGUGCUAACGAGUUUUUGCCGCCAGCCACCUUGACAGACAAAGCAGGACAACGGCUACAAGAUCUCAUCUCGCUCUUGGAUGCGAGUCUCAUCUUAUGACAACGAUUUCACUAAUUUUUUAGAAGCAUGAACUAUAAAAAGGAAGAUAUACCACUGUUUUCUAAGUCCGAAUCGACUAACAACACCAUCAUCAUACUGUUUUCUAAGUAGUUGUUUUUUCAGCGUGAUGAAACUUCAAGCACAAGGGGAUGAUAAUUUGUCUAAACUCGUCGUCACUGUACUAUUCAGAAGGGAGUUUCCACUGCUCUCAAGCAAUAGAUACGCAAAGGACGGCACCAAAGGAUCUCUAAUCAUCGGCUCUCAGCAGCUGAACAAGGAUCCAGACCAUAUCGUUUCGCUUCUCGAGGCUUUGUCGAUAAUUGGACGGUACAGACCGCAAACCCUGACGAAAAUUCUCGAAGUUUUCCAGCGCUAUGCCAACCACGAUCCUUGGCUUGACACACUCUUGUCCUUCCACAUCCGCUCAUUCUUAGCCUGUGCCUUGGAUGGAGAUUAUCACGCGACGUGUGUCCACGUGCUAAAGAAAAUCGAUCCGAGUAGUGCGGGUACUUGUGUUAGUUUUUUGGGUUGUUCAAGUCUUUUGGGUUGUUCAAGUGGUCUUUUGGGUUGUUCAAGUCUUUUGGGUUGUUCAAGUGGUCUUUUGGGUUGUUCAAGUCUUUUGGGUUGUUCAAGUCUUUUGGGUUGUUCAAGUUAGUUCGUUUUUGGGUUCAAGUCUUUUGGGUUGUUCAAGUCUUUUGGGUUGUUCAAGUUAGUUCGCUUUUGGGUUCAAGUCUUUUGGGUUGUUCAAGUUAUCGAUGUUGUUGAGUAUUUCUAUUCUUUUAACUGGGUUGUUCAAGUUAGUUCGUCCUUCGAUUCUUCUUUCUUACUACCUUUUUCUUUAAUAAUCAAAAGUGGUUUUUAACUUGGAUUCUUUGAAUUGAUGCCCGGUUGGAGUUGACAGCUUAUUAAUGAUUGAUUAAUCUUUUGCUGGGAUUUUUGUUGACAUUGUGGGUAAUUAGGGUGGUCGACGCGAGCUGCCACCUUGGAAUCGUUGCCUUUUUUAUCUUUGACCCAGCAUCUUCUCCACUACUCAGCUCUUCCGAUGGAGAACCUGAUUGCGGUUGCUAGACAAGAUCAAUUGCGUGCGAGGGCUGAGGAGAAGAUCAACAAGCUGGUCAAGGAGACGUUAGACCUCCCAUUUGACGGAGACACGUUACUCGGCACAGAACAAGUAGUUAGCGCCUCGGAGCUGGUAGAGGCGGACCAGAGCAAGUAUGUGGAGCCGUACACGCUGAUGACCCUGCGCUUGAAUCCGAAGUUAUGUCAUUAGUUAACUUUUACUAAGGUCUUACUUUUACUAAGGUCUUACUUUUACUAAGACCUUGUUCGUCUCGAUGGUAGAUAAAAGGUAUGCACAUCUUCAUAAGUAUGUCUCGAUACAACUAUAAUGAAUCUUAGAGCUUUGUACAUCUACAUCACUGGCAUUUUGUGAUUGAUGCCUAUCUUCUAAUACUCGAUGCCGCCCGAAUUUGCGUUUCUGGUAUUGAGAAGCAGCUGGACAGUGCGAAGAAUUUUGCUGAUAGCGGAUCCCUUAGAGCGACUAAGGAUUUGACUGCGGCAGCUGCCGCAGCAGGUGGUGGUAAAGGAGGUGCAGGUGGGAAGCCAGGAACAAGUGUUGGCAUAGAGAGGAAGCUGAUCACACCCGAGAGCUUUCUUGACGAAGAAGGUGGCGAAGUAGUAGAUCCUAGGGCAAGGAAGAGGCAGAAAAUUAAAGACUCAACGAAAGAGCAAUAUCUCGAUACAGCGGUACUUAGUUCAUUUCUGAGAGAGAGAGAGAGAGAGGGGUUGUCCUGAAUCUAUUGUUGAUGUUUUUUCAUUGUUAUACGGUUUUAUUCAUUUCUAGUCCAGUAUCAAUCUGAGUAGAUUCAUGAAAUAGGUUUCAUCACCUCAUCAUCACGAAUGACUACAAGAAACUACCUCUCUCAUCCACACAACGAACAGGUCAGCAAAUUCGAGGGUAGCGCUGCAUCUAGUGAGAUUCAAAGCUUACAACAGAUGGUUUUUGGAGAGGUUUUAGCAGCCAAAUCGCGCAUGCAGAACUCUCUGCAAGCGUCCUGCUUAGCAGAUACGUCUCUAAGACAAUUUGAUGCCGUGAAUAACCGUGUCAUCUCCCAUUUGGCCAGCUUCGUGGAGGACCCGCUGUUAGAGGAGGUCUUUUACGGCAAGGCCAUUGGUAAAGCGUUAUCGGGGAAGAACAACGAGACGUGGCAACAGGAUAUUCUGCCUCUGUUUUUCGCGAAAUACAGUUCCACAGUGCAGAGGAGGAUGGAUGCGAAGCAAGGAGCGAAUAUGCGCAGUCUGCGGAACAUGCUAGAGUCGGUGCAGGACAGCGAAUUCACCUACGGCAAGCUGUUUCAGCUGUUUCUGCGCGUGUACACGACCAAAUUUGGCGGAGUAACGAAGAAGGAAUUACGAGAAUUUCUAGGGUCGCUGCCCUACUUGCCAGAAAGCCUAUUUGGCAAGUUGGAGAACCAGUGCCACGUGGAGGGCAUGCCGAGGAAACAGGCUUUGAUUACGUGCUUUUAUGUGGCCGAGAAGUUUCCGCAGUCAAGAGCACAAGCGAUGCGCUUGCUGUUCAAGAUGGCGUACACGCAGAAUUCCCCGGAUGGGGGUCCAGUGAUCAGCUCGUCGAUUUCAGACGACUCUACGUCGCAAACCGCGAUUCGCUUUUUGGCUGCGAAGGUCUAUCAGCCGCCAGCCACAAGUUCCACAUCCCGGUCGAGUGGUGCUGGCAUGUUGAAGCGAACGAGCGACGGUUCGAUGUUGACCAGAUCGACCACGUCUUCCAACAACAACUCAAAUAAGGAGGGUUACGUCAUUUCGCUAGACGCUCUCCGAUCGAGAGAUUUAGAGGACAUGGCGACUCUGAUGCUCCGGUCGAUGGUUCGAUAUCAACGAUUUGACGUGCCGAUCGAACCUAGUGGCUAUAUCAGGCAGAUCUACGAGGAGAUAACGCACCAUGAACACGUAGUACCGGAAGAGUCGAGAUUUUGGCUCUUUUUGGCAAUGUCGAUCAAGAGACCAUCGUUGUUGACGCAAUUAUUAGAGGUGUACGCUAUUGCGGAACAGGCUAGCGGGAAUCUGGAGAUCAUCAUUAUGGUUGGAAAAUGAACAAGUAGAAGUUUGGCUGAGCCGAUGAAUUAUCUGACGAUGUCUGUAAUUAUGGUUGGAAAAUGAACAAGUAGAAGUUUGGCUGAGCCGAUGAAUUAUCUGACAAUGUCUGUACGCCACAGCGCUCUACAAUUCUACUUUCUAAGUCCGAAAAAACCUUAUUGGAGCACAUCCACGAGGCUUUGA
Messenger RNA from Amoebophrya sp. A25, 4837 nucleotides. The record is from the annotation of a GenBank genome assembly. Lineage: Eukaryota; Dinophyceae; Syndiniales; Amoebophryaceae.